This is a messenger RNA of Conger conger (European conger), 2384 nucleotides long. Its product is annotated as palmitoyltransferase ZDHHC2-like. Gene Ontology annotation, cellular component: endoplasmic reticulum; Golgi apparatus. The transcript has 13 exons. Gene Ontology annotation, molecular function: protein-cysteine S-palmitoyltransferase activity. Bases 168 to 1247 code for a protein of 359 amino acids. NCBI's taxonomy places the organism in Eukaryota, Metazoa, Chordata, Actinopteri, Anguilliformes, Congridae. Gene Ontology annotation, biological process: peptidyl-L-cysteine S-palmitoylation; protein targeting to membrane. The record is from RefSeq and is a predicted model, not a curated record.
UAGGGCGGUCGCGCGCUCUCGUGCACGACCAAAGUGCUGUGGAAGGCUGUGUUGUGCAGGGACGAACUCGGUACUGAACGCAGCUGACCACUUUACUAUGUUAGCGAAAGAAAAGGAGCAAUGGAAAACUUCUGACGUACCUCAAUUUUAUGAUUUGUAAAUAGAAUAUGGCGCCGUCGGGCUCUGGCGGUUUGAGACGGAGCUGUCAAAGAGUUUUGCGUUGGAUCCCAGUGAUCUUUAUCACCAUCAUUGUGGCUUGGUCCUACUACGCCUAUGCCAUCCAGCUCUGCAUAGAGUCCAUAGAAGACAUAGGAGAAAAAAUCAUAACCCUUCUGGCAUAUCAUGUGAUCUUCAUCCUGUUCACAUGGGCCUACUGGAAAACCAUCUUCACUGGCCCCAUGACCCCCUCGAAAGAGUUUCACCUGUCCUACUCUGACAGAGAGCAGCUGGAGAGGGAGGGCAGGGGAGAGGCCCACCACGAAGUCCUGAAGAGACUUGUCAAAGACCUGCCCAUCUACACCCGCACCAUGUCUGGAGGUGUUCGUUAUUGUCAACGCUGCCAGCUGCUUAAACCAGAUCGUUCUCAUCACUGCUCUGUGUGUGAUAAAUGUGUCUUAAAAAUGGACCACCACUGUCCUUGGGUGAACAACUGUGUGGGCUUUUCCAACUACAAGUUCUUCCUGCUAUUUCUGGCAUAUUCUCUGCUCUACUGCAUCUUCAUCACCGCCACAGAUGUGCGCUACUUCAUCCUCUACUGGACGGAAGGGUUGCCUGACACCCAGGCCAAGUUCCACAUCAUGUUUCUGUUCUUCGCUGCCUCCAUGUUUUCUGUGAGUCUCUUCUCUCUGUUUGGAUACCACUGCUGGCUGGUGUGCAAGAACAGGUCCACACUGGAAGCCUUUCGAGCCCCGGCGUUCCGUAAUGGAACCGACAAGAAUGGCUUCAGUCUGGGGUUCAGCAAAAACUUCCGCCAAGUCUUCGGAGAUGAGAAGAAGUACUGGCUGCUGCCUGUUUUCUCCAGUCUGGGGGAUGGCUGCUCCUUCCCAACGUGUCUGGUGAACCAGGACCCCGAGCAACCAUCUGCAUCUUCCAGACACAACCCCCCAGUCAAGAGCUCUGGAGAAAGCCAGCACUUCCCGGCCCGGCCGCUGAGGGACUCCCAGACACGUCUGCUCAGUGAGGGGGUGGGCCAGAAUGACCAGCGGGGUACAAGUAAUCCUGCUGUCACCAUAGAAAAUGAGACUUAGAGAAAAUGUACUUGGAUCUGGAAGAAAGGCCUAAUCUGCUCUGACAAGCAGCAAGAAAAGUCUGAUUCAGUAAGUGCCAUGCGGUUUACCCAUAAUACAUAACAUGGCACCGCCGUCCCCUGAUUGGCCCUUUCCCUGGGCUCAUGAGUCACCUCAGAAUAUCAGGUGUGUGCUUCAGUGGAAGGAGCUUGAGGUUUGUAGCCACACUUCUCCCUGCAAACAAAACCAACCAGGGCUGAGACCUGAGCUGUCGGGAGACUGACAAUAGAAAAACAACAGAGCUGGACUCUGUAGGAAAGCUCGAUAUGUGAACACUGCGGAAGCCACGAAAAUCUUCAAGAUGGAAGUCCUUUUUUAAAAAUACAUUACAUUAUGGAAGUGUAUCUCUGGGAUUUGCAGAAAGAACACGCAGUUUUUACAUUUUUUAAUUAAAAACUUUUUUCGUAUUUUAAAUUUACAGAUAUUAAAAAAGUAUUUGGCGGGAUGUUGGAUCUUGGUGGAUAUUACUUGUUUUUUACAAGGUACAUACUAAAUAUCCUCACAUAGUAGGUCUCACUCUGAUAAAUGACACUGUUAUUCUACAUUAAUGUUUCUCUUACUGUGGCUGAAAUACAUUUAAUACAUCAGGAUUGUACCUACUAGUAUAUUCUACAUUUGCAUUUGGGUAUAUUACAGACAAACAUAUAAAGAUUGCAAACACAAUGUAUAUCGUUUAUUUGGACCAGCAUUUAAAAGGCAACACUAAAGUGGUUGCAUUUGAUGUUUAUAUUAAUUAUGCUUUUAGUUACAUACAAUUGGGUAAUACAUUUGUAUAUAAAAAUAUAUAUAUAUUUAAAGUGUAAAAUGCAGCAAGGCUCUGCAUAUCAUCCCUAAUUAUGAAGAUAAAAACUGAAUGAAAAGGUAAUGACACAAUGGGCCCUCUUAUUUAUUUGCUUUAUCAGGCACCUAUAUCCCAAAAUCCAGCUGUGUGUGUGUGUGCGUGUGUGUGAUGGCUCUGCUAGCAAAUCGUUUUAUAAUUUACUCUUCGAUUACUAAGUACUAUUUUCUAUGUUGUAUUUAAUCUCCUGAACGCAAUGUGAAUCCAAUGUUAACGUGUAUGUAUUGACAAGGCAAAUAAAGUUUGACAUUUAAAAGGUA